CAGAGUUCACGUUACCAGAAAUGAGCUCCGCUGCAGGAUUUGACACAAAAAGCAAGCAAUGCAUAUUGGCAGGAUGACAUGUAAGCUUGGGGCGCAGCACAAGAACAUACACAUUCAGGAGCAGUGAUUUUGGCCAAAAAUGUGACUGGCUUUAAAGACUUCUGAUAGCUAAACUAUGGAGGAAAUUCUUAUGUGACUUUCCACAAGAAAAAUUAAAUCAGGAGCCAAAAGGUGCCAUCAUAAACUCUACCACCAUGUCAUAUAACGAGACCCUUAACUACUCAGACACUUAUGACUAUGAUUACAAUUAUACCUGCGAUCAGGAUGCAAGUUCAGAUUUCUACAUUGGAUCCAUGGUCUUAACAGUGCUUUGCUAUGUGCUGUUUUGUGUUGGCAUUCUAGGAAACAGCACUGUCCUGUGGGUCCUCCUGCGGCAUGUUAAGCUCAGAACUAUGACUGAUGUAUGUCUUCUCAACCUGACUCUGUCUGACCUCUUAGUGGCUGUAUCACUGCCCCUCUGGGCCUACAGUUCCCAGAACCUCGGCUUAUGCAAAAUAAAAACAGGAGUUUAUCAGUUAGGCUUCUACAGUGGGACCUUGUUCGUGACCUUCAUGAGCGUGGACCGCUACCUGGCCAUCGUCCAUGCGGUGGCAGCCAUUCGAGCCCGGACACGUCGCUACGGCAUCACAGCCAGCAUCAUUAUUUGGGCGAUAUCUGUCACUAUGGCAACCCCUCGGGUUGUAUUUGCCUCCUUGGAGUCUAUUGAUAACACCUCAGAGUGCCAGCCCAUCUAUCCAGAAGCAACUGAGCAUUUCUGGAAGUUGCAGCGCAACUUCAGCGAGAACACAGUGGGCCUUUUUCUGUGCCUUCCCAUCAUGAUUUUCUGCUAUGUGAAAAUCCUCAUUGUGCUGUCAAAGUCCAGGAACUCCAAUAGGAACAAGGCUGUGAAGCUGAUUUUCAUCAUAGUGUGUGUGUUUGUGGUGUGCUGGGUUCCCUAUAAUGUUACAGUUUUUUUCAAAACACUGGAGGAGUUUGAAAUAAGCCUGGGACCCGACCCCUGUGUGAGUUCAAAAACCCUCAACACUGCCAUGAGCAUUGCCGAGAUUAUCGCGCUGUCCCACUGCUGUGUAAAUCCAGUGAUCUACGCAUUUGUAGGAGAGAAGUUUAGGAAGUCAUUGAACAAGGUGAUGGUUAAAUACCUUGGCUGGAGUUACCAAAGCAGUGGUCCUUACAGCCACAGGGAUACCACAGACAAAGAAACCUCCAACACACCUGUGAGAUCAGAGUAUUAAAAAUGGGUCAUGUGCUUUGCUGAUGGGUGUAACUGUUUCUGCAGCACUGGAUUUUUUUUUUAUUUGAAACUGAGAGACUACAAAGAUCACAAAUUACAUGUGUGUGUGUGUGUGUGUGUGUGUGUGUGUGUGUGUGUGUGUGUGUGUGUGUGUGUGUGUGUGUGUGUGUGUGUGUGUGUGUGUGUGUGAGCGCACGUGUGUGUGAAUACAUCUGUGGUUAGUACUUCUGAGUGGUGUAAAACAAUUCUCCAAACCAAUUUGCAGUUACAAUCAUUUAUUUUUGAAAGUGCUUAAAACAAAACACAUGCAUCAAAACAUAAAUGUCGUGUUUAUUCACAGUUUGUAAGACAAUGUUAUUUUUGAAAAAAUAAAAUUA
Oreochromis aureus is the source of this 1668-nucleotide messenger RNA. Its product is annotated as C-C chemokine receptor type 2. The record is from RefSeq and is a predicted model, not a curated record. Gene Ontology annotation, cellular component: membrane. Bases 255 to 1292 code for a protein of 345 amino acids. Gene Ontology annotation, molecular function: chemokine receptor activity. Gene Ontology annotation, biological process: chemotaxis; G protein-coupled receptor signaling pathway; immune response. The transcript has 5 exons. Lineage: Eukaryota; Metazoa; Chordata; Actinopteri; Cichliformes; Cichlidae.